Podospora pseudocomata is the source of this 2293-nucleotide messenger RNA. RefSeq lists its product as uncharacterized. NCBI's taxonomy places the organism in Eukaryota, Fungi, Ascomycota, Sordariomycetes, Sordariales, Podosporaceae. Gene Ontology annotation, biological process: regulation of DNA-templated transcription. Gene Ontology annotation, molecular function: zinc ion binding; sequence-specific DNA binding. The record is from RefSeq and is a predicted model, not a curated record.
CCCCCCCAAUCUACCGCCGCCGUGCCCUUUGAGGAUUCUUGCAGCAUCGCCCCGUGCUUGUUGAGUGCUAUUAGGCCUCUCCUCUCAGGAAUUGGCCCGCGGACUGCCUACGGAACCGAAAAGCGGAAAGCCGACAAUAGCAUUCUUAUACGUUCGCCGAACCACCGUUGCCCACCCGGCCCUGAUUGAGCCGCAGAGCCGACGCCAAAAACGGUCCCAAGUCCGACCGUCACCGCCAGCUGGAUGGUAGCGACUGUGCGCACUCGACAAGCACCACCCGUCAAUCUGCACGUCAAACACACCCCGUAGCGCCUUGCUUGCUUGAAGGAUAUAUACACACACAUAGUUUGAACAAGACCCGCUAUGGAAGCGGGUGAUUCGGGUAACAGGCAAAGUGGAAUUCCAACUGCCAACAGCAACCCCUUGGAUCAUUUUGAUAGACGACCUCGAGACCAACGCAUCGAUACCUCGUAUAGAGAAGGGAAAAACAUGGCGACCGCUACCAUCAUCAGCCCGAGCGCCCCGGGUUACCAUCAGCAUCACUCUUCGUAUAAUUCGGGAUACCCACACUCGGCUCCCGUUACCAGCAUCCCUGGCAUGAUCUCGCCGGUUGAGCCGCGCCGGUCGGUUGAAGAACCGGAAUCCGCUAACAACCACCGGCAAUCCCUCCCUUCUAUCUCCGAAGUCAUCUCGGGGACAAAGCCUGGGUCAUUUGCACCCCCAGUGCCUCAACAAAUGCCUCCUCAGAGCCUCACAGCGCCUUUCUCGGUCGCAUCGCUCACAGGUCCGCCACGGUCCUUUGAGGCUGGAGUCGAGAAGAACCAGUCGCCAAGAACACUGCAUCCUGUAUCGUCGGGUUACCCACGAUCAGAUACCCUCCCUGCCUUCUCUGACCCAUCACGGCCUGCUUUGGCUAGCCGACCUGCACCUCCACCACUGAACACUUUCUCGGGGCUACACCACUCCCCUUCACAUGCACACAGAGUCGACUCGGCUGAGUCGGACCACAGGCCACCGCAGCCACAACAACCGCCUCUCAGCGCUGGCCAUCGCGAGCAGCCGCCGCAGCAGUUGCCAGGGCUUUAUUCUGAAACCGGACGCCUGCCACCUGGACAGUUGCCUCUGUCGGCAUACCCAGCAUCCCCUAGAAGCUCAGGACCAGGCUUCUCAUCCCCAUAUGAUUCGCAACGGCCACCUGCGUAUGGUGAGGAAAACAGCGAAUAUAUGCACCAUCGGUUGUCGGACUACAAGGCCGCCCUGGACAAGCAUUACGAAACAUAUGGCUACCAAGAUGCUCUGCAAAUCGUUGCCAACUCGUGCCGUACUGGCUUCAAUUUUGCCGAGGCCUACGUAGCUGCCGCGCGGGAGCAGGGUGGCUCACAGCCCAUCCUGUCGAGAAUGCCUACCGAGAACGAGGUCGGCGGGCUUCUCAACAGCCUCCUGCUUGCCCUCAAGAAGCUCGAGGAGGUGCGGGAAAUGAUUCAACGGAAUAGAAUUCAGGACGAGCGAGCGCGCGAUCACGGCCGAAAGCCCGAGGACGAGGAUGUGGCCAUGUACAACGACGGGAUGAAGCCAGCCUACAGUCUGAACGAGGUUAAGAAGCGGCGCGGCCUAACAAAGUUAUCAAAACAGCGUGCGGCUCCUCCCGGACGGUGUCACAGCUGCAACAGGAUUGACACCCCAGAGUGGAGGCGCGGUCCCGACGGGGCGAGGACGCUAUGCAACGCCUGCGGUCUUCACUAUGCGAAACUGGAGCGAAAAAGGCAGCUUGAUCAGAGGUCGCUGAGGCCGAAGCCAUCCGAGGACCGGAGCUAGUAUUGACCGGUCUUUUUUUUUUUUUUUUUUUUUUUUUUUUUGGUCUUCUCUCCUUCCAGGCAACAAACACGUGUAUCCGUCUUCUGCAACCAUGUCGUUUUUUUAUAUCACACACCCAAAGUUUUUCGAAUACCCGAAUGCGUUUUUUUUCUCCUUGUGGGAGAAGGAAAUAUAUUCAAUCACCUUUGCAACAACCACCACUGCCGCCGGGGAGGAGGAGGAUUCAAAAAGAAGUGGAAAAAUGCGAAUGUGAAGAUCUUUUUUUUUUUUUUGGUUUGUGUACGGUUGAUAUUUGUAUAUACAUAUACCCCCUCUUUUUUUUUCCUUUUUUCCUCUUUGUUGUUCUCGCCUGAAAGACUUGUGUUAUUGGGACUUGAUUUUCUUUUUUUGCUACUGGCUGGCUGGCUUUUGUUUUAUGGUGCAAUGGGGAGAAAGAAGAGUACAAACAUAUACGGUGGGGCAAAGGUAGGGGCUGGGG